Molecule: messenger RNA, 2935 nt
Organism: Monosiga brevicollis MX1
Lineage: Eukaryota; Choanoflagellata; Craspedida; Salpingoecidae
Exons: 4
Coding region: 1-2607 (868 amino acids)
Cellular component (GO): cytoskeleton
Source: RefSeq, a predicted model, not a curated record
AUGCUCAAGAACCUCAAGCGUCGCUGGUGCGUGCUGCACGAGGGAACUUUCAUGUGGUUCAAGGCUCGCCAGGACUUUAUCCACGCUGGCUGGUUGACCAAGAUUGGCGGCGGCACCUCAACGCUGGGCCGCAAGUCCUGGAAGCGCCGCUGGAUGGCACUCAAGGGAGGUGAACUCCAUUACAUGCCCUCUCAGGAGGAACAGGCCACUGUCCUGGGCGUCGUCGAUAUUCAAAAGGCUGAAGCCAUCACUGUAGAGGCCGAUGCCCCCGGCAAGCGCGAGUUCUGCUUUGCGAUUGAAACCUCCAAGCGCACUUACCUCAUGGCCGCUGAUAGCGAGCAAGAGAUGCAAGAGUGGAUCGAGAUUCUCAACAUGGUCAAGGGCAAGUCAGACGAGGAGAUCAACGCCAUGAUGGCUCAGGCCCUGGUCAACCCUCGCCAUGCUGAGGGGACCGUUGAGACAGAGGAUAUCCUCUCUGUAGGCCCCACCAACACCCAGGACGUGGAAGGCCACCCGUCUUUUGUCAUCAUGACCGCUGAGCGCGUUCUCAAGUUUGUCGCCAAGGAUCAGACUGAACUUGAUGACUGGUGCCGCCUGCUGACCCCGCGCCGCCGCGAGAACCUGUCCCCAGACAUCAACGAUGCCUCAGUCACAGAGCGCGGCUGGAUGCUCAAGGCCGGUGGCAAGGGCAAUGCGUUUAAGCGCCGCCGCUGGUUCGUCUUGCGUGGUGACACCAUCAGCUACUACAAGAACAAGGAUGAUGAUUACACGGUGGGCACCAUCCCUCUGAACUCACUUUGCUCGGUCAUCCCGCCGGAUGAGUCGCUGGCACUGCAGCGCAACGACUGGACCUUUAUCGUCCACAGCAAGCACAAAUCGUUCUUCCUCACCUGCAAAACGCAGGCCGAUUGCAAUCGCUGGAUCAACGCAAUCCAGGACGUGAUCGACAACUCGGCACAGAUCGAGACGCCCAUGGAGAAGCUCAUUGACGAGCUCAAGAUGGCUUCGCCCCUUGAGGUGGAGCAGAUCUACAGCAGCCACCGCGUGCUCACCUACACAUCGUCGGCUCUGAAGUCGCCGCUGCUGCCCCUGCCCUAUGGCGAGAUUGUUGUGCCCAACGCUGAUCGCCAGUACGAAACCCUGGCUGCCGAGGCCGUCAAGAUCAGUGCCUCGCUCCUGCCCUCGUUUGAGGCUGGUAAGAGCAAGUACGGUACAACGGAGAACCCAGUCGAUCUCAUUAAGAACGUUGUACAGGCCGUCUUUGAUGUCAACAAGCUCCGCAACGAGGUGUAUUGCCAAGUCAUUUGCCAGACGACCAAUGCACCCAACCCCGGCUCGACGCUGAACAUGACGCACUGGCAUCUCUUGGCGGCACUGUGCUGCUCAACUCUGCCCAGCCGCAAGUUUAUUCGCUUCCUCAAGUUCCACCUCAAGCGUACCAUGGACAUGCGCGAGGAAGUGGGCGAGGACGUUGCCAACGUGGCCCAGUUUUGCCUUGACAGUAUCAAGCAAACCAAGUCGCGCGACUUCCCGCCCUCCACCAAGGAGAUUGAGGCCAUCAUGUCGGGCCAGGGCUUGACCGUGAGCGUCGGAUGCGUAGGCUCACGAACGAUCGAUUUGCCUGUCAACAGCAGUACGACUUGCGGCAGCAUCAUCAAGCGCGUCAAGGCCGAGCUGCAGCUCGAAGAGAGCCGCAACGGUUUUGGUCUUUUCGAGACAUGUGGCUCCAUCUCCAAGUUCUUGGAGGACAAGUACUACGUCUCUGAUGUGCUCAGCAAGUGGGAAAAGUACGAGGCGCACGGUCUCAAUCCGGCCGAGGGAGGCUGGAAGCUCGAGUUUAAGCUUUUUGCCUUUUACGACCCCAUGGCCCCGGAUCUCUCGAAAACGGAGAAGGAGUUUUUGUUUGAGCAAGCCUACGAGGCUGUGAUGAACCGCCGCUACCCGGCCAACGAGGACACGCUGAUUCAGCUUGCAGCGCUGCGCACCCAAUUCGUGGUUGGUGACUACGAAGACGGGGCUUACAUUUCGGAUUUGGUCAAGGUCCAUCCUGCCCAACAGCCACAGCUCCUUGCCUCGGAUUCUAGCAGCGGUGGAACGCUGAAGCGUGCGGGUACCAUCAUCAAGGGUACGCUCAAGGGCUUGGGCAUGAACACGCUCCGCAAACUUCGCGGCGGCACCAUCAAGAAGACGGGCGAGGUCUCGGACGCAGAGAUGAAGAAGAUCAAGGACAAGAUUGUGGGCAAAUGGAAGACCAUGCAGGGUAUGAACAAUGACGAGGCGCGUGAGGCCUACAUGUCCAUCAUCCAAAGCUGGGAAGGCUACGGCAGCAACCUCUUUGAGGUGACUCAAACCGGCAAGAAGGAUUGGCCCAAGGAGAUCUGGCUCGGCAUCAGCUUGGAAGGCGUCAGCAUUUUCCCCGUCAAUGAGCGGGAGCGGCUUGCCUUCCAUCGCUACGAGAGUGUGCUCAGCUUCGGAGCCCCCGUACCCAACAAGUACAAAAUUUUGGUUGAGGGCGAUGGAUCCAUGGUCUUUGAAACCAACAUGGUGCUUGAGAUUGCCAAGCUGAUGAAAUCAUACAUCAAGGAGGUGGUGAGCCGAAGGCAGUAGAGCCCCUCGGCCGGUAGUGGGCGGUAAACUGUCAGUAUUGCGGCUAGUUGGGCUGGUCUCACUGGCUCGGCGUUGAGAAUUGCUCGACCGUAUUUAGCCACUCGUCCCGAGUGCUCAAAUCGGGCAAACAUCUCUUACCUACUUUGAGUUGGGCCCUUUGCUCUUCUUUUUCGUCUUCUUUUCUCUUUCUUUUUCUCUGCUGGUUCGUUCUCGUGUGUGUACCUACCGUGCUCCUGAUACCUCAUGUAAAUUUUCUAUCUCUCGUCGUGUCAUUUUGGGCGAUCAAGACUGUGCUUUGGUCGCUUUGCAAAUUGAUGACGUGUAGCUC